AUGGUGCGGUAUCCGGUCUUCUCCUGCACGCUCGCUGGAUCCCAUCGGUUCCUGGCUUGUUCCUAUAUCCUGCCGUCGACUCCCCUAAGACACUGCCGUCAACACCCGGCUGUGGACACACCCCUCCGACUGUCAGACGUCGAAGAAGAACCUCUACCCCGUGAGCAGGAGGAACCACGGUCCCCCCACAUACGUGAGGAAGAAGAGGUACCACAUUCCCAACACAUUAAAGAGGGAGGAGAGGAGCCACAGCCCCCCCACAUUAAAGAGGAAGACGAGAUGUCACACACCCAUAAUGUUAAACUGACCCUUCACAUUAAAGGGCAAGCGGAGGACCCACUGAUCUUACACAUCAAAAAUGAAGAGGAGGACCCACUGACCCCUCACUUUAAGGAGCAAGAGAACCUGCUGACCCCUCACAUUAAAAAGGAAGAGGAGGACCAAGAGCCACCGCACAUUAGAGAGGAAGAGGAGGAAGAGGGCAUCAGUCAGCCUAAAUGGUUGGAGGAGUUCCCAGUGACUGGUGUCCCUGUGAAGAGUGAAGAUGAUGAGGUGAAAGGUGAAAGUGAGGAGAGGGGAGGGGGGGAGCCUCCAAGCAGCAGCUCAACACAACACAUGACAACAGAAGCUGAUGGAGACCACUGUGGAGGAUCACAAGCAGACAAGCUCUUAGCUCCACUAUCAGAUAGUGAGGACACAACGUCACACUCUCCUGACACUGAUGAUGAAGACUCUAAAGAUGAUAAGACAUGUCACACUGACAACACUCACUUCACAUCUUCUCUCUGUGAGAAAACAUUUCGUUACCGUUCUUAUCUGAAAAGACACAUGAGAACACACACUGGAGAAAAACCUUUUUCCUGUUCAAUCUGCGGUAAAGGUUUUACAGAAAGUCAACAUUUGAAAAGACACAUGCGAACACACACUGGAGAAAAAACUUUUUCCUGUUCAAUAUGUGGUAAAGGUUUUACACAAAGUACAGAUGUGAAAGUACACAUGAGAACACACACUGGUGAAAAACCGUUUCCUUGUUCAAUCUGUGGUAAAGGUUUUACACAAAGUCAGAGUUUGAAAAAACACGCUAGAACACACACUGGUGAAAAAUCACAUUCCUGCUGAAUCUGCAACAGAAGCUUUUGUUGACAAUCAACCCUUGUAGCACACAUGAGAAGACACCCAGGAGAGAAAGUGUUGAGUUGCAGUGUGUGUGGUGAAAGAUUGUCUUCUAAGUAGCAGUGUAAGAAACACAAGUGUGCUGGUGAGAACAGCAGCAGCAAAUGAAACUGCAGGAUUUGAAAUAAACUGUCCAGACUUU
Nerophis ophidion (straightnose pipefish) is the source of this 1315-nucleotide messenger RNA. RefSeq names its product oocyte zinc finger protein XlCOF8.4-like. The record is from RefSeq and is a predicted model, not a curated record. Gene Ontology annotation, biological process: regulation of transcription by RNA polymerase II. The transcript has 3 exons. The coding region runs from base 1 to 1119 and encodes 372 amino acids. NCBI's taxonomy places the organism in Eukaryota, Metazoa, Chordata, Actinopteri, Syngnathiformes, Syngnathidae. Gene Ontology annotation, molecular function: RNA polymerase II cis-regulatory region sequence-specific DNA binding; DNA-binding transcription factor activity.